Molecule: messenger RNA, 1443 nt
Organism: Coregonus clupeaformis (lake whitefish)
Lineage: Eukaryota; Metazoa; Chordata; Actinopteri; Salmoniformes; Salmonidae
Product: oligodendrocyte-myelin glycoprotein
Exons: 1
Coding region: 1-1443 (480 amino acids)
Biological process (GO): neuron projection regeneration
Molecular function (GO): protein binding
Source: RefSeq, a predicted model, not a curated record
AUGCCGUGGCGCCUCUAUGGUCUCCUACUGGUUUUAUGUGUGUCUCCACUGGCCUGCCUUGUGACAUCCCACUGCCCCGAGGGCUGCUGCUGUCCUCACCCUGGGCUGCUGGUCCUCUGUGAGUCCCUGGGCCUGAGGUCCCUGCCGGUCUCCGUCCCCUUCAACACAUCUGUCCUCUCUGUGGCCCGGAACCAGCUCUGUAAUGUGGACCACCUACUCUGGCCCUUCUCUGGCUUGCAGGAGCUCAGCCUCAGCCACAACCAACUGGCUCACUUCCCCCGGGGCCUGCCCCCCAGCCUGGAGACCCUGCAGCUGCAGAAGAACCGCAUCACCUACAUCACCACCGGGGCCCUGCGCCAGUUGGGCAACCUCACCCACCUAGACCUGGAGGACAACCGCAUCCGUGCCAUCCAGCCAGGGGCUCUGCUGGGCCUGGGGAGGCUGCAGGUUCUGACUCUGAAGGGGAACCAACUAACCAGCCUGCCUCUGAACCUGCCAGCCUCCCUCAUCCACUUAGAUCUGUCAGCUAACUGCAUCUCUGCCCUGGACCUCGCCUCGCUGAAUGCACUGGUCAACUUGCAGGUCCUGAAGAUCAACAGCAACUGCCUGCGCUCAGUGCCAGAGAGCGCCUUUGACGGGCUACCAAGUCUCCGUUCUCUGGAGCUGGCCAACAACCUGUGGUUGUGUGAGUGUGACAUCCUGUACCUGUACCGGUGGCUACUGAGUGGAAGGCUGAAGAUGGCCACUGACCUGGUGUGUGCUGAACCAACACACCUUGCACAUCGCAUGCUCCUAACCCUAUCUGUCAUGGCUAUCUGUCCACGGGUCCUAAAGCCUAAUGAGAAAGUUUCUCACCUCAGCUCCACCACCAAGCCAGAGAGACAGCUGGGUACCUCCACAGUGAAAACCCCUGUGCCUGGUUUUGUAUACUCACCCAUCAAAACCAGGGCUUUUGGAAGUCUCUCUGGUUCAUCAAAGCAAGCAUCGAAGGGAACAUUCACCAAUGUAGAGAGCCCCACUCAAUCGCCAUACCCUCACCAAGAUACUGCUCUGUCACGCCUUCUGUCUGACCACUACACUUUACAGGAUCGAAGCUAUGAAGACUGCUUGUCUCUGAAUUCAACACCAUCUGUAGCAACACCCAAGGAGCCUUCCACCACUUCUUUACCAAUUGAGGAGCCCAGGUGUUUAGACAAUUCUACAGGCCGAUACCCUCAUGGUAACUCAAGCGUUGUAGAAGCAACAAGUUCCACAAACAAGGAUGGCUCCUUACCUGCACCUGCACCCACUCCCAGAACCCUCACUCUGCACGGCUUCUCAGCAGUCAUAGGCCUGUUGGCUGUGUUGUGUGUGCUGGUGGGUCUUCUCAUUCUAGCAGUGCUGCUGAUCCUGAAAAAGAUCCUUGCGCAUAACCAGAGGGUGGCCCCAUUUCAGCAAUCAUGA